GGGCUUCACAUUAUGCCCUCCUUAUCGAGACGGAAAAAGUCCUAGCAUUCAACCUUAGUUGUCUUAGAUUUUUCUGUUCAUCUCAUUACAUAAUAAAUCGGUAACAUCCGAGCGGGACCGACCGGUACCGACUGACACUCAACGUCUGACGGGAAACCAUUGACAUUACUCUUCUUCAAUUCGCUGUGAACUUUGAUUGAUAUUCAAGACAUCUUUAUCGAAACCUCUCCGUCAGUCCAAUCUAAACUUUUAACACUUUGUUGAUUUGGAUUGAGACAGUGAGUCAAGUUUGAAAGAAAUAGGCUAAAUCCAAACGAAAGAGUGAAUUGUGACUGGCGUGAACAUGCGAGGGACAGACGUGUCAACAAUAGCGCGCGGUUCUGUGUCGUGACGGCUCUGUUUUCACCCGAGGUUUGCCUUCUUUGACCCAGCUAAUGGUUCCUUGAAAGUCAAUCAGCUGGAGCAACAAAGUUUAACGAAAAACAAAACCUAGACUGCAACUUGCAAACCCAGCCAAGCGCGACCAUGACAACUGCCACGCCCCCCUCCUCACACACCCCCUCCCCCCAGAAGGUGUGCCACUCCCAGACGCAGACGGACGUGCUGAAGCCGCUCCUCGGGGGUGGCGGCGGGGGAGCGGGCGGCGGGGGUAUGAGCCCCGCCGCGCUGAGGCGACGUCGCCGGGUCCUCUCCAAGGACGGCCGCAGCAAUGUGCGCAUCGAGCACGUGAGCGGCCGCAGCGCCCUCUACCUGCGCGACCUCUGGACGACCUUCCUGGACAUGCAGUGGCGCUACAAGCUCUUCCUGUUCUCCGCCACCUUCGCCGGCACCUGGUUCCUGUUCGGGCUGCUGUGGUACCUGGUGGCGCUGGUACACGGGGAUCUGCUGGAGUUCGACCCCCCCUCGAACCACACGCCCUGCGUGAUGCAGGUCCAGACGCUGACCGGGGCGUUCCUCUUCUCGCUGGAGUCGCAGACCACCAUCGGCUACGGCUUCCGCUGCAUCACCGAGGAGUGUCCGGCCGCCAUCAUCCUCCUCAUCUUGCAGCUCGUCAUCACCAUGGUGAUGGAGAUCUUCAUCACCGGCACCUUCCUCGCCAAGGUGGCUCGGCCGAAGAAACGGGGCGAGACAGUGAAAUUCAGCCAGCACGCCGUGGUGGCCAAUCACGAGGGACGGCCCUGCCUCAUGAUCCGUGUGGCCAACAUGCGCAAGAGCCUGCUGCUGGGCUGCCAGGUGACUGGCAAGCUGCUCCAGACCUCCCUGACGAAGGAGGGGGAGACGGUACGACUGGACCAGAGGAACGUGGCUUUCAAGGUGGACACGUCCAGCGACAGCCCCUUCCUCAUCCUACCCCUCACCUUCUACCACGUCAUCGAUGACAGCAGCCCACUCAGGGCCUGGGCAGCCAAAGGCGGCGGCUGGACGGACCCCGAGCUGGCGGACUUCGAGCUGCUGGUGAUCCUGAGCGCCACGGUGGAGCCCACGUCGGCCACCUGCCAGGUGCGCACCUCCUACCUGCCCGACGAGAUCCUGUGGGGCUACGAGUUCCCGCCCGUCGUCUCCCUCUCGCCCUCGGGCAAGUACGUGGCCGACUUCGCCUUCUUCGACAAGGUGGCCAAGACCAAGGCGCCGCCCGUCUUCAAGCAGGCCCCGCCGCCACCGGCGCCCCAGUCCAGCCCGCGCUCGCCCCGCCACAGCGGCACGACGGGCCUCGGGGGCACCGGGGGGGAUGAGGGCGGCGGCGGCGGCGGCGACCCGGAGAAGAUGCGGCUGGAGGAGAGCUACCGGGAGGACAGGGAGCGCGGGAGGGAGAGGAGCGGACGCGUGCGAGACAGCAGUCCCCUCAACGUUCGCAUCAGCAAUGUAUAGAUAGAGAGAGAGAGAGAGAGAAGGAGCGAGAGAGAGAGAGAGAGAGAGAGAGAGAGAGAGAGAGCGAGAGAGAGAGAGCGAGAGAGAGACUAAGGCCCCAUUCAGACCGCUGCGUGCGUUUUCAUGUUUGUGUCCAUGUUGAUAUGUUAGGGCGUGCACACUGCCUGCGUGAUACACAAGUCUCAGGCGUGCACUGAAAAGGCGUGCGUGCCAGAAAGGUUUUUCACAUGAAGUGUGAGCGCGUUGGAAGCAUGUCCAUUCAAAACAGACAGUGAAGAGAUGUUUUAAUAGGCAGACUGGCUGCAGCUUCGCCACAUCAGAGACGUUUCUGGUAUGAACGCACAUAUAAAACGGGACACAACAGCCACGAAAAGAUACGCAAUGCACACGCCACGUCGACGGUCUGAAUUAGCCCUAAGGGAGGUAGCAUGAGAGAAACGAGUCCAAAUGCGGGGGGACGGAAAAAAGGAGAAGGUGGUUGGGCGUCUUUCGAUGAGAUGACUAAAACUGGAAUAUAAAAACAUCUAGUCUCAGGAUGAAGUGUGAGAGAGAAAGAGUGAUAAAUAGUGGAAGAAAAAGAGAGAGAAAGAGAGAGACUGAAAGAGUGAGUGAAAGAGUGGAAAACGCGUGGGUGAACUUAGACAUAAACAAGAAGCGAAUCGAAGGUUACAAGUACUUUGUCAGUAAAGUUCAGCUGCUUUAUAUAUAACACUCACAGGUACACACAGAUGUAGACAUAUACUGGCACACGCACACACACACACACACACACACACACACACACACACACACACACAUACAUAACACACGCACACACACAUAACACACAACCCUUUGCAUUUACACAUGGAUGGGAUAUGAAUGAAUCUAUAUGGUCACUCACUGGAAGCUGUGGAGAUUGUCACGGAAUCUUUGCCAGGGCGAGUUGGCUUCUGAAGGACUCUGAUCUUGUAAAUGUUUCAGAAUUUAUCUGUAUUUUUAUCUACUCUCACAAGAAAUAUAUGUAAUUCUGUGUGGACUGAAAAAUGCCAGUUUGUGGCUUGUCGACCGGCCAAUUUGGAUAUGAAUAUGAAAAAGAAAAAAAGAAAUCAGUUGUAAACCACUGUAGACUGUAGCCGAUGACUUUUGCAAAGGUACUCUAUGUGUUGCGUAGAUCUGGCACUGAAAUACUGGAGCCUGGUUGUUACUGUAAGCCUCAUAUCUUGAAGGAUCUGUGUCGGAAUCUAUGUGUUAUACUGUAUAUCUUUAUUUGUAUCUAACGGUGCCAGUUGAAAGAGUUCUCACCCGUGUGUAGAUAUAGUUCUUCUACUUCUAGGUCCUGCUUAUAGGGGGAACUGGGUUGACUGGGUGGGUUUUUGUUGUAUGUUAACAGUACUAAAAGCACUUUAACUCAUUGAAGAAAGGGAACUUUAACAUGCAUUAUGUGUGAGGUGGGACUAACCUGCUGUGGCAUAGCUGCCUUCUCGCUCCCUUUGUGUGUGUGUGUGUGUGUGUGUGUGUGUGUAUACAGUGUGUGUGUGUGUGUGUGUGUGUGUGUGUGUGUGUGUGUGUGUGUGUGUGUGUGUGUCUGUGUGUCUGUGUGUCUGUGUGUCUGUGUGUCUGUGUGUCUGUGUACUGUAUGGUGUGAAUGUGUUUGCUUAAGAGUGCCUAUUUGUUUGUUUGUACAUGGAUGGUUGUUUGGAUUUAGGUAUGACCAAUCUCUCUCCUGAGUAAAACGGCACGAUAAAUAAGUCCAUUCUCACUUUUUAUUCUGACAAUAUAUCGAGGGACUGUACCACCCACAUAGAAACUAGGGUUCUGCAAAAUGUCUGCAAAAUUCUGAAUUUAUUUCUGAAUUGAGUCCAACUCCUAAAUUCCAGGCCAAUUCUUGAAUUUGAAUUUAAUUUGGAUUGAGAUCAAAAGCAGGAUCUAACUUCCUGUCAUUCCAAUUCCAACUUCUGGUGUGGUGGAGCCAAUUCCCAUUCAACUUCCUGUGGGGUGGUGGAGCUAAUUCCAAUUCAUGGAGGCCAAUUCUUAAAUUCUGAAUUUUGCAAAAGCCUGAUAGAAACAUGCUUUAAGCAUAUCCCUGGAUCAACACUGUAGGCUGAGUGCAGACACAGUGCAGACUCUGUCAUAUGCUACAAUGUUGCUACUGUAUGCUCUGAACAUCUGUAUUUUACAGAUCUGAUGCAACGUGACAGUUCAUUUAAGCAUCACAAUGAGUUUGGCAAAUUAACAUACAAUUGUGUGAUACAGCCAAAACUGGAGCUACUUCAUAGAGUAGAUACUGUAACAUAUACGGUUAUUAUACCUUCUAAAGAGCACAUGUCAAUGGGAGAUUCAGCCAAGCAGUGGUAAAAUAUCUUGUAAUGGUUGUACUGGGAUAUCACAAGAGAGAAUUGAAAACUCUUGACAAAAUAUUCCAUCCGCCAUGAUAUGAAUAUUUCAGUGUCAACUUCCAAGUGAAGUAUAAUGAAGUGAAGUAUUAGUUAUAUUCACAAAUUCUUCACUGCAUAACCUCCAGUCGCCUACUUCCUUGUACAGUACAUUGACUGGCUGCCAUCAUUCUUCCUGCCAGUUUACAAUUCAAAAUCAUCAUUUUAUUUUUCAACAAUUUUCGACAAAAGAGAUGUAUGUUUCUAAUGGUACAUGUGAUGAAUAUACGUGAAUAUGAUUUGGCAAAGUGUUGGGCUUGGUCUGAGAUUAAAAGCUUUGCUUUGUGUAAGUAUGGUAAUGUAUGCAAUGUUAUCCUGUAGAGUUCCCUUUAAAAAAAAACCCAACUGGAUUUGCAUUUAUUUUUUUCUUAACAGCUAAUCAUAUCAAGUGCCUGUUUUUUUUUUUUUUUUUUAAUAAACUGUUUGGAGG
Molecule: messenger RNA, 4713 nt
Organism: Sardina pilchardus (European sardine)
Lineage: Eukaryota; Metazoa; Chordata; Actinopteri; Clupeiformes; Clupeidae
Gene: kcnj10a
Product: potassium inwardly rectifying channel subfamily J member 10a
Exons: 6
Coding region: 526-1869 (447 amino acids)
Biological process (GO): potassium ion import across plasma membrane; regulation of monoatomic ion transmembrane transport
Cellular component (GO): plasma membrane
Molecular function (GO): inward rectifier potassium channel activity
Source: RefSeq, a predicted model, not a curated record